GCGGUGAUAGAGGGAAAGAAGAUUUAAUUACGGAUUGACGAAAUGCGGUCGGAAUGAAAUUGGAAUUCAUCCCAAACUCAAAUUACACUGAAAUGAAGAUGAAAUUCGUAUUAAAUUCACGCGUAGCAGUCAUGAUAUCCGUGAUAGCAGUCGGCGUCGUCGUCUUCAUCCUAGAGAGAGAGAGAGAGAGAGAGGGAGACACGCAGAGAGAUUCUUAGAGAAAGAAAGAGAGAGUUGUAGAGAGAGAAAGUAGAUAGAGAGAGAUUGUGGCUUUGAUAUUUCCGUCCGGGAAACAAAAGUUGAGGGAAAGCUCCUUUGGACUCUUCCGCUGGAUUGGGAGGGACUGACGCCAAAUGUGGCGGAGAAAUUAGGGGAAACUCUCACUAUCUCCCGCCGGUCUUCACCCUUCAUUGCGUUUGCUUCUGGGUCUUUGCUUAAAAUGACCUGUUCGUUAUGAGGAUUUUUUUUUUGCUUUCGAUGAGGUUCAAUUCUUGUGAGUAAAGGUGGUUUGAUCUAGUUAAUUUAGGGUUCUUUCGAGGAGCACUGUGCACUAGGAUUAGUAGUUUGGAGCAAAUGCGAAUGGGUGACACAGAAGAAGCUAGUAUCGAUAUGAUGCAGAGGCUUCAAUCUUCUUUUGGGACUUCAUCUUCAUCAAUCCCGAAACAACCCUUGUCCAUAAACCACCAACUUGAUAUUCCUCAGUUUAACACAUCCCAUAUCCGUGCGCCUAUGCGACAGGCUUCGCAAAGUUUUAAUCUUGAUAGCAGCAAGCGCCUUGGGAUACCACCGUCUCACCCACAUCUGCAGAUCCCUCCCAUUUCACCCUAUUCGCAGAUCCCAGUCACCCGCCCUGCUAAUCAACAAGUCGGUUCACAGAAUUUUAGCCCGGGGCCAUCUCAUUCAAGAUCUUUAUCUCAGCCUUCCUUUUUCUCCCUUGAUUCACUGCCCCCGUUGAGUCCUUCGCCUUAUCGUGACUCUCCAUCAACCUCACUCUCCGAUCAGGUUUCUGCUGAUGUCUCUAUGGAGGAUCGAGACACCAACUCACAUUCAUUAUUGCCACCGUCACCUUUCACUAGGAGUAAUUCUUCAAGGGUUGGUGAGAGUCUUCCCCCACGCAAAGCACACAGAAGAUCGAAUAGUGAUAUCCCAUUUGGGUUUUCUACAGUGGUGCAAUCUUCGCCACCUCUCAUGCCACUAAAGAGUCCGGGUGCUUUGGAGCGACCGGUCUCGAGAGAUGGGGGUAAACCUGUUCAGUUGGUUAAAAGGGAAUCGAAUUGGGAUAGAGGUAGUGAUGGCAAUGCAGAAGGAAUGGGUGAGAGGAAAUCUGAAGGAGAAGUUGUGGAUGACCUCUUCUCUGCAUAUAUGAAUUUGGAUGGUAUUGAUGCAUUGAACUCUUCUGGUACUGAUGACAAGCAAGGUAAUGAGAAUCGUGAAGAUUUGGACAGCAGAGCCAGUGGCACGAAGACAAAUGGUGAUAGCAGUGAUAAUGAAGCAGAAAGCAGUGUAAAUGACAGUAGUAAUGGCAUGCAGAUAGAAGGAGUUGGUUCAGCUGAAAAAAGGGAAGGGAUUAAGCGGACUGCUGGGGGAGAUAUUGCUCCGACCUCCAGACACUAUAGAAGUGUUUCGAUGGAUAGUUUCAUGGGAAAAAUGCAUUUUGGGGAUGAGUCACCUAAGCUGCCACCUUCCCCUGCAACUCGUCCUGCGCAAACAUCGCCCAGCAAUACAAUGGAUGGAAAUUCUGGUACCUUUAGCUUGGAAUUCGGGAAUGGUGAGUUUAGUGGGGCUGAACUGAAGAAAAUUAUGGCAAAUGAGAAACUUGCUGAGAUCGCAUUAACUGACCCAAAGCGUGCCAAAAGGAUCUUGGCCAACCGUCAAUCAGCUGCUCGUUCUAAAGAACGAAAAAUGCGGUAUAUCUCAGAGUUGGAACACAAGGUUCAAACCUUGCAGACAGAGGCUACCACCUUGUCUGCCCAGCUUACAUUGUUACAGAGAGAUUCUGCUGGGCUCACAAGCCAGAACAAUGAAUUAAAGUUUCGCCUUCAAGCCAUGGAACAACAGGCACAGCUCCGAGAUGCUCUAAACGAGGCGUUGACUGCAGAAGUCCAACGGUUGAAGAUUGCCACUGCAGAGCUGAGUGGUGAUUCUCACUCUUCUAAAUGUUUGGGCGGUCAGCAACUUUCUAUUAAUCCCCAGAUGUUCCAGCUACACCAGCAACAGCCUUCACAACUUAAUAUUCAUCAGCUGCAGCAGGCACAGCAGCAUCAGCAUCAGCAUCAGCAUCAGCAUCAGCAUCAGCAUCAGCAGCAGCAGCACCAGCAGCAGCAGCAGCCACAGCAGAAAAGCUGCCCAACAACAAAGCAUGAGUCAACCCAAUAGGCUGUGAAGCAUCAGAUAGCAAUAUGGCAUCGAAACUGUGGAUGCCUCUUUAAUCGUUCUCCCGCUCUGGCUCUCAAUAUUAAGCAGUUUGUUCGUGCAUUCGUUCAUUAGUUUCCAACACUGUAAGGUGUGGUAAUUACAAAAUUCAACCCUGCGUUGUAUGUUGUGCUCAGACUGCGGUAUGAAGUCAUAUACAAACCCUAAGAUAUAUUUAAUUUAUAUUUAUAGCUUUUAUUUAUAUCCCAAUCCGGUAUGGGCAUGUAAGCAUUACUUGGACAUGUACUCUUAUUAUGUCAUCGACAGUGGUGGGGAAGUUUAAACUCAAAAAUUCAUCCUCAGUUUUAUCUUUGUAUUUUAUCUUUGUAUUUCAGUCGAGAAUGAAUGUGUCAUUUCUUUUCAA
Molecule: messenger RNA, 2776 nt
Organism: Malania oleifera
Lineage: Eukaryota; Viridiplantae; Streptophyta; Magnoliopsida; Santalales; Ximeniaceae
Product: bZIP transcription factor 29
Exons: 5
Coding region: 574-2376 (600 amino acids)
Biological process (GO): regulation of DNA-templated transcription
Cellular component (GO): nucleus
Molecular function (GO): DNA-binding transcription factor activity
Source: RefSeq, a predicted model, not a curated record